Messenger RNA from Sorex fumeus (smoky shrew), 3467 nucleotides. RefSeq names its product follistatin like 1 (gene FSTL1). The transcript is spliced from 11 exons. Gene Ontology annotation, molecular function: protein binding; calcium ion binding. Lineage: Eukaryota; Metazoa; Chordata; Mammalia; Eulipotyphla; Soricidae. The record is from RefSeq and is a predicted model, not a curated record. Bases 55 to 972 code for a protein of 305 amino acids. Gene Ontology annotation, biological process: multicellular organism development; regulation of BMP signaling pathway; cell differentiation.
CCGCGCCUUCCCCCGCCCUGCUCGCCGCGCGCUCGGACCCGGGACGGGACCAGGAUGUGGACUCGCUGGCUCGCGCUCGCGCUGGUGGCCGUGGCCGGGGUCGGCGCCCAGGAAGAACUAAGGAGCAAAUCCAAGGUCUGUGCCAAUGUGUUUUGUGGAGCUGGCCGGGAGUGUGCAGUCACAGAGAAGGGGGAGCCCACCUGCCUGUGCAUCGAGCAAUGCAAACCUCACAAGAGGCCUGUGUGUGGCAGCAAUGGCAAGACCUACCUCAACCACUGUGAGCUGCAUCGAGACGCCUGCCUCACUGGAUCCAAAAUCCAAGUGGAUUAUGAUGGGCACUGCAAAGAAAAGAAAUCUGUAAGCCCAUCUGCCAGCCCAGUUGUGUGCUACCAGUCCAACCGUGAUGAGCUUCGCCGUCGCAUCAUCCAGUGGCUAGAAGCAGAGAUCAUUCCAGAUGGCUGGUUCUCUAAAGGCAACAACUACAGUGAAAUUCUUGACAAAUACUUCAAGAACUUUGACAAUGGUGACGCUCGCCUGGAUUCCAGCGAAUUCCUGAAGUUCGUGGAACAGAAUGAAACUGCCGUCAAUAUCAGCACUUACGCAGACCAGGAAAACAACAAACUGCUUAGAGGGCUGUGUGUUGAUGCUCUCAUUGAACUUUCUGAUGAAAAUGCUGAUUGGAAACUCAGCUUCCAAGAAUUCCUCAAGUGCCUCAACCCAUCCUUCAACCCUCCAGAGAAGAAAUGUGCCCUGGAAGAUGAAACCUAUGCAGAUGGAGCCGAGACUGAAGUAGACUGUAACCGCUGUGUCUGCGCCUGUGGGAAUUGGGUCUGCACAGCCAUGACCUGUGAUGGAAAGAAUCAGAAGGGAGCGCAAAUGCAGACAGAGGAGAAGACCAGACUCCUCAAGGAGUCCCAGAAGCCCCAGGAAACAGCCGAAAAGACCAAAAGGGUGAACACCAAAGAGAUCUGAUGCAGAGACAUCUGGAAAACGUGUCUGGACCCUGGCACAUUCUUUUCCUGCGCUGAGUCCAGUAUCUGCAAGUGUCUGCUACAGUCGCCAAAUCACCAGUAUUUGCUUAUAUAGCAGCAAGUUUUAUUUUGUCUGUUUGUUUUGCAAUAAAGGAAAUUGGGUGGCCAGUUAGGAGGGGGAGAGGAUCAUAGCCUUCAUGUCUAGGAGUGCUUCGAUUGAGACAUUAUGAAUGGUGCUGGGGGCUGGAAAGUAAGAAAACUGCAUCAGGUUUGGGAGAGGAACAGAUAGAUCGAGACACCCUGGGGUCUGCCACAGCUAUAAACAUGCUGCCGUAGUGCGCGUGAUGCCAGAGUUCAGUGGGCCGUCCCUGGAAGAGGUGUUGGUGGGGCAGUGAAGAUGCACUCCCAUGCCAGCUCUUUCUGUUGCCACCAUAUAGCAGCCUCAGACAUCUUUCCUUCUCGUGGCCCCGACUAUGGCCUCGGGAUACAUAGCCAUCCUGCUAGCUACCCAGAGACCCUCAGAUCUGAUGGGAUUUCUGAGAGGCUGAACUCAGAUGAAGCAAAUACUUGUUUACUUGGAUCCCCGUGGACACCCAACCAAAAUCUUUCAAUACUUUUUACCAAAGGUGCUAUUUUUCUGUAAAACUUUGUUUGGGCAGGUUGACUUCAUUUUACAUUAUUAUCAUAUUAUUGUUGUUAUUGUUUUUAAGGUUUGACUUUUUUGGCUAGCAUUUGUAAUUCUUUUUCAUUAGUCCUACCAUUUCAAAGGUGGAAGAGCUUGGAGGUACUUCCUGAUGCAGGGACCACUGUACCCCCAGACUCUUCCCUCCCUGCUGCCAGAGCUUGCCCCCCCCCCCCCGACCCCAGCAGUCUACCACAGAAGCAGUGCGUGCCUCCGACAGGAGCCAGGGGAAGAGGCAGGAUCAUACAAUGCUUUCAAGAUCCAAAAGCUCUUUUUAAUUUCCAUUUAUUCUGAGAAGUGCAUGCAAAUUUGUAUUCCAAAGGGUGGAGACAAGUGCAGCUGAGCAAGGCUUAGAUACGCAGCCUAUUCAUCUGCUUACCUUGAGCUAGGACAGUAACCCCAUCCUUGUCUCUUCAGCCUGUUUCUGGGUCUCAGUGUCCUCAAUAAGCAGGCAGGUAGGAAUGCAUUACCCUCUUGAUUUAAGAAUUGAUAAAUUCUAUGACUAGUCAAGAAGAAAUGAGGUCCCUAUGAUAUCUCAUCCUCUCCUAGGAUAAUUGAAAUACUAUUAGAACAAAAAGAAUUAAGUUGUCAAAACAAAAUGACCAAACUUGACCCUGAGGAGUUCACACAGGUGGUACUGUGAUGUAGAGCCUUUAGGGCAAAGCCUGCUCUUCGUCUUUGCAGCUCAUAAUUAACCUCUUCUUGCCAGCAGAAAUAGCUUUCCUUUGAGAAUGAAGACAAAUGAAGGCUUCACGUUUCAAGAAAGAAAUGUGGAAAUUACAUCUUAAAAACGAUUGAGGAGAAAUCAAUAAUUCCUGUGUCUUUUGACCUUAUAAUUUUUAACCCCACCCAGUGUCAUGUGUAAAAUGCAAUUGGAAAAGAAAACCAAGAUAAAAAAUUUGACGUAAGAUCUCUUUUCAGAAAGCAGAUUAUGGACCACCAAAGGGAAAUUGUGCUGAAAAUAAGAUUCGUUCUAAAUCAGUCUCCUUAUUCUGCUCAAGGAGAACAUCCCACUUUGUUUAGAGUUCUGAGCUUUUAUCUCUGAUCCCACUUAAAAGCUGUGUUCAAAGAGAACCUCUCUCUGAAGUACAUCCCACAAUGCAUCUCCCUGUCCAAGUGCCUUGGAGAAGUCCCAAAGCAUGGCUUGAUCAAUUGCCAGCCCUUGUAUACUAAGGGAGAAAAGGCAGGAGUACAAUUUUGUUUAAAGAGAGAAGACAGAGUGACCCUCACAUAUUCCAUGUAGAACAGUGGUUCUUUUCCAAGAGUAACCUACCCUGCGGCAUUGAAUUCCCAGGAACAAAUCUGCAUUUCUCCUAUAAAGAAACUUGUUGCACCAUAAAGUCACAUAAUCUGAUCAUUCAUGGAAAGCUGCUUAAUAAUCUAAUUUGGGGAAUUUUGCUAGAGCUUUGCUUGGAGCAAACAAAUUCAAAGCUGGGCUCAGAAUUUCUGGCUGUGAAGUAUAUGCAGAGACUACAAGCUUCCUUGGGCUGCUGUGUGUAUUACAGCAUCUGCCAAGCUUCUUUGUCCAUGGAAACAUGUCAUGAUUCUGGACUCCUUCACUAUUUUUGAAAGAUAGAGCUCCUUCAUGGGCAAAGCAGCCCCUGUGGGCCAGACUCAAUGUCUUUCCUUUCACUUAUGUUUUCAAAUAGUCGUAUUUCAAGAAAUAAGUUUAAAUAGGUUUCUGUUGCCUAUGUGUUUGUGAAAUGCAUUGUAUUUGGUAGGCUUCCAUAUGCAUUUAACUUGUUUUUGUAUCUACUGGUUUCGGGUCCCCCUCCCAUUUGGAUACUAUUGAUAAAUAAAGAAAAUGAAAACAA